CGCGACAAGCAACCUUGCAUUUUCUCUUGCUUCACUUCGCGUUAAUUUCUUGCUCUGGCACAUCCCUCUCCCCCGGAUACUCGGAUGACACUCCUUUGGAUGUGAAAUCAUUCGUGAUUGCAAUGGCACCCAAAUUCAAGGACGGCGACGUUGUGUUCGCUUUCUCUGGUAAAUGGGUGUCUUGGGUACAUACCGCUGUUGCUUAUGCUGCUUUCCUUGGCGCAUUGAUCGUUGGCGUUGCUCUGCAUUAUCAUAAAAUUGUUGAAAACGAAUACUAUGGAUACCCCGAGGAGUGGUUCCCCUCCGUCUCGGCAACGAUUGGCGAUCGAUAUCCGGAACGUUCGGUUUUCAUGCUUUUUAUAGCUAUUACUUCAGGUCCACGUUUCGUUCUGGUUGGUCUGUGGUACCUCCUAACUGCUCGUCCAAAUGCGACUCUCCCGAAGUUUGUGGCGGCCAUGGGCUUAUUUCGAACCCUCACAUGCGGUGGAUGGACUUAUGUCACUUCGACGGAUGAUCACGACUGGCACGACAUAUUCAUGAUAUCGUACCUCGUGGGAACGCUGCCUUGGACCUUAGGAUGCAUAGCUCUAAGUCCAAGCAGCGGCAAAGCCGUCAAGUAUCGGAAAUAUCUUGCGGGCUCCUUUUUUGGUACCCUUGUACCCCUCAUUUACUUCUUCAUUCAGCAUAAGGUCCAUAAGGUCGCUGGAGCUUACACUACAUACGCUUUCUUCGAGUGGGCUUUGGUUUUGCUUGAUGUUGCCUUUGAUGCUGUUACAGCUCUCGAUUUUGAGACUUUCGAGUUGGUCGUCAAGGACGUAAAGGGUUCGAGUAAGGGAAACAACAAGAUUGUGGCCGAUGCAGUUCUUGAAAAAGAAAAGGACAAGCAAGUCAACCAAGUAUUUGGCCAAGCUUUCUCCUGGAGUGAAGCAAUCGAUGCAGUGGCAGAUAUAUACAAUGGGUUUGUUUUCUGGUCUAUGUUGACCUCCCUGGGAGUUCUCGUCUGGUACUUUCCGCUAUGGCAUAUGGGUAUUUCGGGCUACGAGGUGAUGGUCAUGUCAACGGUCUCGCCUUUGCUGCUCGGUAUCCAUUCGAUACGUUCACUGGUGGUGAAGAACCUUCGGGUUUGCCAUUUUCUCUCACUAGCGGGAUUGCUUGCAUAUCAAGUAAAGAGUCCAGCGAAUCGACUUUUCACUGUUGGAUUUGCCGUCUGGAUGUCCUGUCUCUCGUGGGCAGCAACUUGGUAUUCACACGCGGCCCAGCCUGGACGCCUGGAAUCAAAGAUAUCUGCUUGGGCCAUUGGUCUUAUUGCGUCCAGCGUCGUCAAGUUCGCAUGGCAGACGAGUAACCCCAUUUGGCCAAUAUCUCACGCUUCAAAUGGAGGUUGGAACGCCACAGGCCUUUUACUGGCAGUUUUGGCCGUCCUUUGCUCUACUCGUAAGUCUCCUGGCAGCGGCAGCGAUCUUGCGAUCCAAGGACGCAAAGAAGGAUCCUCGCUGUUAGCAGGACUGGGCUUGGCUGGUCUAUUUUUUGGCCUGCAUUCCCUUCUAUCAGAUUCUAGCACAAUGAUUCUUUGGGUAUGGGAAGGGUAUCCAGUACGAGGUCCAAUCUCAGCACCGCAUGGUGCUUGGACGAUAGCUGCUAUGGGUGCAGGAUUGAUUCUGGGUCUGUUUAACGAAGACAUCGCUCGGAGCUGGACGUUAUUUGGGAUUGGAUCCGUUGGUGCAGCGAUGUUGACCUUAUACAGCAACUGGAGGGGAUAUUAUGGUGCCCUCAUGUUGGCCGUAUAUCUCAUGGCAGUGGCAGUGCCCCUUAUUGGGUCAGCAGCGCGAAAAAGUCCUGCUAGAACCUUCGGCAUCGGCUUUCUGGCGUAUAAUUUCAUGGUAUUGUUUCACGUCUGGGUGGUUGCGUAUGCCUUCGUGCCCGGAGGCCCUCUAGUUCGGGAGCAUACUGAUUGGGUCAUGAUGACAACCAUGCUUCUCAUCGGCUGCGGGGUCUUCUCGUCCGCAUCGUCAACUCCAGCAGCACAACGCAAGCGGUUCAACGCAUACCUCAAUUCCCGCAAACAGCGCUCCUAUUACCUCUAUGUUCUCGGGGUCUUGCAACUACUCUCUGUCUCCAUCGCAUACCUUCGAUUCCCAACUUACGACUAUGUUCCCUAUCACAAGGACGACAAAAUCCUCACCGCAGGCAUCUGGACGAUCCAUUUUUCGCUCGAUAAUGAUAUGUGGUCUUCGGAGUAUCGGAUGCGUGAUGUAAUUAAAGAGCUGGAACUGGACGUUGUUGGCCUUCUUGAGUCUGAUCUGCAGCGCAUUAUCAUGGGCAACCGUGAUACAACACAAUUCCUAGCAGAGGACCUUGGCAUGUACGUUGAUUAUGGACCAGGGCCCAACAAGCAUACUUGGGGCGCCGCUCUCUUAUCCAAAUUCCCCAUCGUGAACUCGACGCACCAUCUUCUUCCUUCGCCUGUCGGUGAGCUGGCGCCGGCGAUUGAAGCAACUCUAGAUGUGUACGGUGAGACGAUUGAUGUAUUCGUCUUCCACUCGGGCCAAGAAGAGGAUCCUGAGGAUCGAAGACUGCAAACGGAAUACCUUUCCAAACUCAUGGGUGCCACACCACGACCGGCCAUUCUACUGUCGUAUUUGGUUACGAAGCCACUCGAGGGUAAUUACAAUACCUACGUGUCAGAAACAAGCGGAAUGCACGACAUCGAUCCCGAUGACUGGGACCGGUGGUGCGAGUAUAUCCUCUACAAGGGGCUGAAGCGGACUGGGUAUGCACGAGUGAGCAGAAGCACAGUUACAGACACUGAGAUCCAAGUCGGAAAGUUCAAGAUUGGCGAGAAAGAGAGUGACAUUGCGGAAGUGAGGAACGCCAGGAUCAAUGAAGAUCAAGUGCCGGAGGGCAUGCGUUUCCCGCAAAUGUUCCGAGGAGAGGGCGUGCGAGGACACCAAUACCACGUCUUUGAUGAGCCGAGGUACUAUGCUUGAAUAUCGUGGGCCGACGUUUAGGGAUUUCUUUUGUUGGAGAUGGGACGAUGCAUGACUGAAAGGGGGAAAGGCAACUUAUGGCUGAACGAACAUUGGGGGAUGAUUAUGGGGCUCUGGGGGAGACACUGUAGA
This is a messenger RNA of Hyaloscypha bicolor E, 3119 nucleotides long. Its product is annotated as calcofluor white hypersensitive protein-like protein. The record is from RefSeq and is a predicted model, not a curated record. The coding region runs from base 123 to 2987 and encodes 954 amino acids. The transcript is spliced from 8 exons. Gene Ontology annotation, cellular component: endoplasmic reticulum. Lineage: Eukaryota; Fungi; Ascomycota; Leotiomycetes; Helotiales; Hyaloscyphaceae. Gene Ontology annotation, biological process: fungal-type cell wall organization; GPI anchor biosynthetic process.